This is a messenger RNA of Onthophagus taurus, 1438 nucleotides long. RefSeq lists its product as uncharacterized. The record is from RefSeq and is a predicted model, not a curated record. Lineage: Eukaryota; Metazoa; Arthropoda; Insecta; Coleoptera; Scarabaeidae.
CGUUUAAACCUCCGGCUCAGUGAACGUCUCCUGGACAAUGUAUCGCUUUGAGGUUUAUUUAUUUAUUUUGAGUGUAGUCUACGCGAAAAGUUUACCUGAAGACACCCCGAGUGGAUACGCUAAAGUUUCUAAUUUUGGUGUAAAAACAUCUUCGGGUGCAAACGAAGCACGCAGCAGUGGAUUAUCUUUAUAUUCUCAAAGUUCAAACGCCAAAAUUUCAUCCGGCCAAAACUUAAGGAGUAAAAUCACUUACUUCAACCCAAGUUCUUCGAGAGUUGGAGAAGACCAUAACGAAGAUUUACCCGGUAAAGGUGAAGUACAAGAACGAUACAACCCCAGACCUUAUUUCCAGUAUCUCAACGUCCCCUCAAGUUCAAAUGACCCAAAACCCGAGCAAAAACCAGCUGUGGUUUAUGGAUCUCCAUUCAAACCAGCUGCGAGUCCACCCGUUCCAACUAAUUUAGACUCUCCUCAACCUGAUUCAAUUCCGGAUUCAAACCCAAAUUCAGAUUUGGAUUCAAAUCCAAUUUACAAUUCUGGGCCACCAUCUCCAGGAAAUUCUCCAAGCAUUUAUGAUUCACCUUACGAUUCUUAUAACCCAUCGAAACCCACAAAUUCGGAUGAUUCAGACUCUCAAAAACCACCAGGAAAUUUAUAUGAAUCCCCUUAUGAUUCUUAUAACCCAAAACCUGAUGAUAAACCGGAAACUCAAUAUUUACCAGCUAACAACCCUCCACCUCCACCAUCAAUGCCCCCAUCAUCAACGAAAAACGAAUAUCCUGGAUAUCCUUACGCCCCACAAGAAUUAGAUCAUCCACCGAAAGAUUCUGAUAUGUAUCAUCCACCUCAAAAACCGAUGGAAGUUGAUUCAUACAUGCCGCAAGAUGAGAAGCCAAGUCAUGAUUUUUCUGGAUACAGCGAUCAAGGGCCACAAAUCGUAGCUACUGUAAAACCCCCAGAAUCAGUUCAUGGCCAUUAUCAAGAAUAUUCGCCACCCUCAACAAGUUUUGAUCACCAUCAUGAACAUAUCGUCGAUUCACCACCAACAUCAUACAAUUACCCCGCAAAAAUUCCGGAAUACGUCGAUCAUGACCCUAAAGGCCAUCACUUUCAAUAUCACGAUCACGAUUACCACGACCACCACGUCUACCACGAGGUAACAACAACCACGGAAAUGCCCGAAGAACGUGUUAACAAAGGACAUUACAGUUAUUAUUAUUUGGGAAGAAAACUGUGGUACAUUCCGUUGUAUUUUAGCGCUUAUUUCAUUUUAUACAUUACCGUUUUAAUUUUGAAAUCGAUCGCCAGACAUAAAGUCAAUUUUAUACACGAUUUGCACGAUUUAGGUAAAGGACGAAGCGGGAGGGAUAUGAAAAUUGAUGAAAUCACUCAUAAUGUUACUAAUGCUAUUAAUAAUGCCACACAAAAGUAUAUGUAA